Neurospora tetrasperma FGSC 2508 is the source of this 637-nucleotide messenger RNA. RefSeq lists its product as uncharacterized. Gene Ontology annotation, biological process: cytoplasmic translation. The transcript is spliced from 3 exons. Lineage: Eukaryota; Fungi; Ascomycota; Sordariomycetes; Sordariales; Sordariaceae. Gene Ontology annotation, cellular component: ribosome; cytosolic large ribosomal subunit. Gene Ontology annotation, molecular function: structural constituent of ribosome. The record is from RefSeq and is a predicted model, not a curated record. Bases 77 to 391 code for a protein of 104 amino acids.
CUUUGACGUUCAGCCGACGAUUUCGAGCAUCCGACAACCACCCUUUUCGGAAUCACCUCUCCAACCAACCAUCAAAAUGGCUGCUGAAUCCAAGACCGGCCUCGCCGUUGGCCUCAAGAAGGGUCACAAGACCACUGCUCGUGUCUCCAAGCCCCGUGUUUCCCGCACCAAGGGUCACCUGAGCAAGCGCACUGCUUUCGUUCGCAGCAUCGUCCAGGAGGUUGCUGGCCUUGCUCCCUACGAGCGCCGCGUCAUUGAGUUGCUCCGCAACUCCAAGGACAAGCGUGCCCGUAAGCUCGCCAAGAAGAGGCUCGGUACCUUCGGCCGUGCUAAGGCGAAGGUUGAGGACCUCCAGCGCGUCAUCGCUGAGGCUCGCCGUGCCGGUCACUAAAUUGGUUAAUCCCAAUCGAUGGACUGCUUGGAGAGUGUGAUUAAAAAUACCAAAAAGGAUUUCUGCCUCUUGUCUUUUCUCUGGCAUUGUUUGGCGUGACGUUGGUUCGUUAUGUUAUGGAUCGUAUCUAAGCGCGCUUCCCCCCUAUGGAAUGGCUACGAAAUAGCUGUCUCGGGGAAUAGAACGAAAUGACAACAGCUCGAAUGGCAAGAUGCUGGAUCACGAACAAACUACUUCCCACUUUCG